Cicer arietinum (chickpea) is the source of this 742-nucleotide messenger RNA. RefSeq lists its product as uncharacterized. Lineage: Eukaryota; Viridiplantae; Streptophyta; Magnoliopsida; Fabales; Fabaceae. The record is from RefSeq and is a predicted model, not a curated record. Gene Ontology annotation, molecular function: carbon-sulfur lyase activity.
CUGCGAAGUCACAUAUGGAAAGAAAGUAAUUCUUCUCAUAUAGUAAUAUAAUAAUUAUGAUAUAAAGAUGUUAUCAAAAGAAAAUAUUCUUGAUAUAAAGCUGGCAUACAAAUUCUACCGACCCAUCUGAUCCAUAAGAAUUCUGAAAUGGAAGCUGAAACAGUGGUGCAUACAGGAGGAUGCCAUUGUAAGAGUGUAAGGUGGAAGGUGGUAGCUCCUUCCAGUGUAGUGGCAUGGGACUGCAACUGCUCAAACUGUUACAUGAGAGCUAAUACUCACUUCAUUGUACCUGCUGAAAAGUUUGAGCUUUUGGGAGAUUCUGCUAAGUUUCUUACAACUUACACGUUUGGAACUCACACUGCAAAGCACACAUUCUGUAAAAUAUGUGGUAUAACUUCAUUCUAUUACCCACGCUCAAACCCAGAUGGGGUUGCAGUUACAGUCAGGUGUGUUGACCCUGGAACGUUGACACGCAUUGAAAUCAAGCAUUUUGAUGGGAAGAAUUGGGAACGUUCAUAUAAUGAAACAGGCAUCUCUUCAUGUUCAAAGGUGCAGAAGUGACUCUCAUAACAUCAGGGGCUACAAAUUAGUUGAUAUCAUUGGCAAAGUCCUGCAUGAAGUUUUUAUUUCGUUCAACACAUUGUGUUGUUGCUGCUGCAAAUAUUAUGGGUUUAAUAAUGCAAAUAAGGAACUUGUUAAACAAACAAAUUAUCUUAUUUGAAUGAUUUAGUUUUGGAUUGUU